Molecule: messenger RNA, 1323 nt
Organism: Eurytemora carolleeae
Lineage: Eukaryota; Metazoa; Arthropoda; Copepoda; Calanoida; Temoridae
Exons: 6
Coding region: 268-1023 (251 amino acids)
Source: RefSeq, a predicted model, not a curated record
CCACCCCCCUUUACCCCCCUCACCUCUCUCCAUCCUCCUCCCGUGCCUCCCCUUCCCAUCAUUUUGACCACGCCCUUUUAUAGCGACGAAAAUUAAUCUAAUUCACCGCCCAGCCACACCUCCCCUCUCUUUCAACACCCCCCCCCCCUUACCCACAACAUCAAGUAUUCCAUUAGUAGAAGUGGUGCAAGAAGCUUCUCAAGAAGUUAUCAAUUUCCCUACAUUAAGCUGUUCAAUUACACGUGCAGUACAUUACUAAUCGUUCAAAUGGGGGAUCCGAAUUGUCUCUCCGUUCGGAUUAUCAACAGACUUAUUCUUGCUCUUGUUCUUGUAAUGGUUGUCGGACUAGUUAUUGUUCUUGCCUCAACUCUUGUUCUAGCCACAGCGACUGCUGAACAGAAUGGAGACGAAAUAGUUAGUUUGGGUCUGAAAUCUGAAAAUUGUACUGUACAGCAAUUGUAUAGAGAAGAAACAAAUAAAGGUGGUGUUAAGAUGACUGAUGACAGCAAAACCAACUGUAAUUCCGGAUUUAGGAGGGCUCGCAUGGGCAGAAAUACGAGAAAAAGAGAUUUUCUGCUGAAAUCCUUAAAUGGCGGUUUGGAUGGAAAAGAAAAUGGACAAUCAGAUAAGAAACGAAAAAGACCGAAAAAGCAAAGAAGAAGGAGACUGCAGGGACGACGAAAAUUACAAAAUAGACGAAAAGUCACCGGCCGAAAUGCACGAAAACGAUUGGCAGUUGGGAGAUUGCGAAAACUGUGGCUGGAGGGGGAAUCUUAUCGAAACUGGAAAAGGAAGAAGAGCACAGAGUUAUUGUUGCAACAACCGGAGAGUCAAGUUGCCAUUGCCCAGCUUUGGCAACAGCUAAUUAGACAGGGAGAUCACUGGCAAGAUGUUUAUUCAGGGAUGCAUAAUUCAAGCUUUCCAUUCAGUUUAAGAGAAGAAAUAACAAAACAAGAUAUUACAGAAUUGAGUAAAGGAGAUACAGCUACAACACAUCAUCUUCACCCGGAGCUCAGCAGAUAGUGCCAACUUAACAAAUUAGAAUUUACAAAUUUGAUAUGCAUUAUUAAAUAGUGCAAAAAUUGUUCAAUUUAAAUCAAAACAUUAAAAACUCUUUACAUUUAUUAGCUAACAACUUUAACAGCUAUAGCUUUGAAAUCUAAUGGUGUAAACUUGUAAACCCUAAUUGUGUUAUUUUAAUCUUUUUCAAAACUUGUAGUUUUUAACUAAGAUCAUAUUUGGCUUUUAACCUGUCUCCUAGACUUUAAAAACCCAAGAAAGAUAUCUUUAUAUGUACACAUAAAUAUAGUAUAUGUACAUAUA